Trichoderma virens Gv29-8 is the source of this 3220-nucleotide messenger RNA. RefSeq lists its product as uncharacterized. NCBI's taxonomy places the organism in Eukaryota, Fungi, Ascomycota, Sordariomycetes, Hypocreales, Hypocreaceae. The coding region runs from base 1 to 2472 and encodes 823 amino acids. The record is from RefSeq and is a predicted model, not a curated record. The transcript has 5 exons.
AUGCCAGAUCUCACAUUGUCAUCACCCGCCACGAGCUACCAGUUGUGCGAGCAAUGCCAAAGCCUUGAAUUGAGUGUUGACAAGUUCAAGAUUGGCGGCGGUAGCAGCUGCAACCCCUCGUCGUCGCAGUCUCUGCGACCAAGCAAUGGAAGUCCAUUUGUUGCUACCCUAGAAUUAAUCGACCACGACCGUCUCAAAGCUUAUGAAGCAUAUCUCGUGCUUGCUGCCCCUGCUUCCUACGAUGAAUCCAACUUAGAUUACCCCCUUCUUUUGAAUGAGGAAACACAAUUCCUUGGUCGACGUAUUGGACCGGUGGUCAAUAAAAGAAACCUGAUUAGAGAGUUCCUUAGGCUAUGCGAGACCAAUCAUGAUAAGCGCUGCACCGGAAAACUUGGUAUUGAGGAUCCCUUUGCUGAGACACUCAAGCAAUCAUUUUUUGGAGUUAUCGACAUCCAGAACCAGAACUUGGUUCCACUACCAUACACGAACAACAAAGAUUACCUUUCGUUCCAACCUUACGCUACAGUUAGCUAUGUAUGGGGCAAAAUCCGAGAUCAUAGAACAACUUUGAGCAAUAUACAAGACCGACUCAAAUCUGGUGGUUUAGCACAAACCAUAGACGAACUGCCCAUUGCGCUGAAGCAGAGCAUCAAUCUGAUCAAUGAUUUGGGGAUACGGUACAUCUGGAUUGAUUCCCUCUGCAUCAUUCAGGACAGUAGCCAUUCCUGGAACUUGAACUCUCGCACAAUGCAUCUAAUUUAUGGCAACUCUACACUUACCAUUUGCGCCGCUGAUGGUGCUAGUGCUGAAGUGGGCUUGAUGGCCAUUGACAAGAACCAUUCCGUAGAGCAGAACAUUGCACAGGUUGCCUCUGACGUUUUUCUCGUGCUGCAUCAGUCGCCAGAAUCCAACAUAGAAGAUUCUGUGUGGAAUCAACGUGCUUGGACAUUUCAAGAGCGUCUUCUCUCUAGGAGAUGCCUCAUAUUCACCAAGGGCCAAGUCUAUUUCCAGUGCAGAAGUACUGGAAUGUCAGAGGACAUCUUUGUCGACAAAACCGGCCAGGGAUGGUCUUUGGAUCUCACCGGAGCACCCUUGCAGACACUGACGCAGCUAAGACAGAGAGCUCUGUGGUUUUAUAUCAACUGUGUCGGCUUGUAUACCAAAAGGGACCUUCAUGAGCCAUUUGAUAUCCUUGCAGCGUUCAAUGGAAUGUGCAAGCUCAUAGAGGGGACACUGAGGUCGCCUUUCACCUUUGGAUUGCCAACUUCACAUUUCGACUUUGCUCUACUAUGGCAACCCGUCGGCAAAUCGUCUCUACUUGAGAAACCUCGUUCGAGUGACGAAAAGUAUAAGAGUAUGAAGUUCCCAAGCUGGUCAUGGUGCGGCUGGAAGAGCAAAGGCGUAACAUAUAACCGCCAAAUGGUUGAGGGAUGCGUGUCAGAUGUGCGUACCUGGCUCAGAGACCACACUUGGAUUGAUUGGCACAUUAGAGACGGUUAUGGAACACCACAACGAAUUUGGGAUCACACUUGGGCAAAGGAGGACCGGAGCACCGAGGAAAGGUGGAGAGGAUACCGUGGCAGAGACAUUAACAACAACAACAAUGACAAUAACGUCUACGAAAGAUACAGACGCGGUAGUCCAUACCGGAGCCGCAGCCGGAGCCGGAGCAGCAACGGAAGAAGCAGAGUUAGGAUCCUCAGACGCAGAAGUAUGAGUAGAAGCAGGAGCCGGAGCAGAAGCGGGAGCAGGAACCGGAGCCGGAGCAGAAGUAGCAGGAAUGACCGUGGUAGGGACAAUAAGCAUAUUGUGGUGAUCCGUCCACGAUCACGAAGCCCGGAUAUUGACGCUUUCGGCCGUCCACUAAAUUCAUCGGCUAAAGACCACAUCAAGAAUUCAGCAAAACAUUCCUUCAAGCUUACGUUACCGGAAUACCCUUUCCACGUCCCGACGGCUGAAUCAAAAUGUCGGACCGGAGACCACAGGGAAUUUCCAGAUCUGCCCAUUUUGCAAUUCUUUACUUGGUCAAACAAGUUGCGCAUUGCUCUCAAAGAGGCAGAAGUCACUCCUGAGAUGAAAGCAGAACAACUUAUCAAUGGCAUUACGCCUUCAACGGGCCCACAAGGCGAUUCCAUCAAGGGACCUCUUCGUCACUGCUAUAUCAUGGACCGGCGAGGUGACCGGUGUGGCUCCAUUGUCGUUGACUCGAAAUGGCUUGCCAAAGAACCUCUGCCACGCCAAUGCCGAUUCAUUGCCAUUUCAGAGGCCAAGUCAUUUACGACAGAGGAAAUGCCUGAGUGGACGUAUUACAUUCCCAAAGAGAGGGUUGAGUCGGAAUGGGAUGUCUAUUUUGUUUUGCUCAUCGAAUAUCAUGCCCAAGAAGGUGUUUGGAAAAGAGUUGCUCUGGGAAAGGUAUUCAAAACGGCAUUUACUCAUGACGAAGACACAUGGAAGGAAAUUUUAUUAGGCUAGAUAAUGGCUGUAUUCAAUCUGGAGGUUAGAUACAUGUAUGUAUAUAGUAGACACAGGUACUGAGUAUAUCCAUUUGUUCUUGUAACAUUUGAAUUUAUUCCUCCGUUGAUUUAAUGGGUAUCAUCAUAUGCGGUAAUAAUAUCUGUCCAUCUGCGUGUACUUCUUUAAGCGCCAUCGGCGAUAUUAUACAUGCAGUAAUCGAUAUUCUUAUUAUUGUUUGUUCCGCCAUUAUUCAAAGCGUAAGUCGGGAAGUUGUACUGUUUCCCACUUGCACCUAGGACUGCAAAACUGAGGAUGAAGACCAUCACCUGCGUACCACCGUCCAGGGCGGCAGAGAUCAGGUAGUUGUACUUGAUGAAAAGAGCGGGAUGAAACCUGCGGAGAUAGAACUGGGCGAAUAUUCCAAGACCGAAAAACAUGAGCAGUGACGAGUUGACGCCGACGCAGAGCACACCGCUAUACCAGAUAAUGAUGGAUGUAUUCACGUCGCGGAAGAACUCGUGCUUGGUUAGUUUCCAAGCCAGCCAGAAUGGGAUGGGGGCCGCGAAUCCGAGCAAGUAUGAUAAUGUGACCCAUUGGUAUCGGCUGCCCACUGAGAACAUAUUCUUGGCCAGCGUCCAUGCCACGGCCAGAGUAUUAUACGACUGCACGUUCUGCCCGGACCAGAUGUUGGUACCAUCUAUCGACAAUAGGGUCUCUGUCUGGUUGUCCACAAUACUGACCAUCAUCACGUAGUCCAUGAUGGCUC